Messenger RNA from Penicillium egyptiacum, 561 nucleotides. NCBI's taxonomy places the organism in Eukaryota, Fungi, Ascomycota, Eurotiomycetes, Eurotiales, Aspergillaceae. The record is from the annotation of a GenBank genome assembly.
AUGUCCGGACAUCAUAUUACCAUCAAAGCUGUCAGGCAUCCCUCCGCGGAAGACUUGAUCUACAUGGCCAAUGCUGGCCCGCUGGGCUUCGGCCCAAAAUACAGCAUCUGGAUCCCCCAUGAUGCAAUCCACAGAGACGCGCUAAGGAAAGUGCCAGGAUAUGUGAUGAGCAUGGCUUCCUUGUUUGCUCUGGUUCUGUUUGGCGCUGCCCACUGCGUUGCAUUGAACUUUGAGUUCCCUACAGCCCUGGAGAGACUGUUCUGGCGUCUGAGCUCGGUUGUAACGGCUGUUGCUAUGCCAUUUGCCUAUUUUCUUGAUCAAAUAUUGGAUCCAAUUUGGUUGAAGGUGUUUAAGAUGGAAAACCAACCAAGGAUACUAGAAUUGAUUGAGAGAGCUUUGAUGGUCCUCAUCGUGGUCGUGUUUAUUCUGGCCAGACUGUUUAUAACAGUGGAGGUCAUUCGUUCAUUGGCCUUUUCUUCCUCCAGGUGCCUUUAUAAGUACCUGGACAGCGAACAUUCCACACGUUGGUUGAGUGUGGUAUCUGAAAUCUAUAUUGAUUGA